Funneliformis geosporum is the source of this 563-nucleotide messenger RNA. The record is from the annotation of a GenBank genome assembly. Lineage: Eukaryota; Fungi; Glomeromycota; Glomeromycetes; Glomerales; Glomeraceae.
AUCCGAAUUGCGGUAAUGGCAUAAAUGAUCCAUGUAAAAUAGCAAAUGCAACUUUAGCUCUAUGUGACGGUCAACUACCACCAAUACCUCCUGAAGCAUUGAGUGGUGCUGAACCAUUCAAUUACGAUUUUGAAGUUGAAUGUCCAGGAGUUACUAUUACUGUAGAUACUUUUGAAACAUUUGCGAAGACUUGUUUCAAUGAAGGCUAUUAUGUUAAUAAUCUAUCACCUUCUCCCAAAAAAGAUUGUAAUACUCCUAAUGAUCCUUGUAAAGCUGUCAAUGAAACAUUGACAAAUUGUGGCGGUAUUUUUAGUUCACCCCUAAAUCUACAAAUUCUGGAAGUUAUAGUCCUGAUGUUGACACCUUGCAUAUGUAAUGAUAAAUUUUAUGAACAACUCAAAAACUGUACGAUGUGUUUUACUAUUCUAACGAAUAGCAUCACUGUUGUAUCGCUUGAUAAAUUUAAAGAAGAAUGUAACAAAUUAGGCGUUACUUAUGGUGCACCUCUGCCAAAUGGUAGAUCAUCAUUAAUGCCUUCAAUUAUUAUGUUACAAAACUUAUGA